Molecule: messenger RNA, 1516 nt
Organism: Dioscorea cayenensis subsp. rotundata (Guinea yam)
Lineage: Eukaryota; Viridiplantae; Streptophyta; Magnoliopsida; Dioscoreales; Dioscoreaceae
Product: protein SAWADEE HOMEODOMAIN HOMOLOG 2-like
Exons: 10
Coding region: 191-1231 (346 amino acids)
Molecular function (GO): DNA binding; chromatin binding
Source: RefSeq, a predicted model, not a curated record
GUUUGAAAGAAAGGGAUCUUUUCCUCUGUCGCUCGCUCGUUCCCUCGCUCUCCAUGGGUCGGCCACCGCUCGGCGGAGGCCCCGUCUUCCGAUUCAUCCAAAGUGAGAGUCUCCCGUUCAUGCCAGAUUGGCUCUUCAGCUUCUCCGUUCAUGCCAGAUUCGUAUCUUCAGCAAAUGAGCGGUUGUUGAGAUGGAAAAAUGCUUGCAAGAAGCAAACAAUUUGUUACCUCCUCGUGAGAUUAUAUGUGCUCUUGCCGAAAAAUUCAGUUCUUCAGCUGAUCGAGCUGGCAAGAUUGUUGUGCAGCCAAAGCAGGUAUGGAAUUGGUUCCAAAAUAGACGAUAUGCUCGAAGGGCGAGAUCAUCCAAGGGACCUGAAAAGCUAAUAGUCUCAACAAUGCCUCGGGAUGAUUCUCUUACUUUUAAAAAUGCAGCCCCUUCAUUAUCUGCUCCUUCAGUAAAGAAUUCUUCAGAUAGUUUUCAGGUGGAGUUUGAAGCAAAAUCUGCAAGGGAUGGGGCAUGGUAUGAUGUUUCAGCUUUCAUUUCACAUCGCACAAUUGAAGCAGGUGACCCGGAAGUUCGAGUUCGGUUUGCUGGCUUUGGUGCAGAAGAGGAUGAAUGGGUUGAUGUGGUCAAGUGUGUAAGAUUACGAUCUCUUCCAUGUGAAGCAUCAGAAUGUGCUGUAGUAAUUCCUGGAGAUCUCAUUCUCUGUUUUCAGGAGGGCAAGGAGCAGGCUCUUUAUUUCGACGCCCAUGUCCUUGAUGCGCAAAGGCGGAGACAUGACUCACGCGGAUGCCGUUGUAGAUUUCUAGUCCGUUAUGAUCAUGAUCAAUCUGAGGAAAUAGUUCCACUCAGGAAAGUAUGCAGGCGCCCGGAGACUGAUUACCGGCUAAAAAUGCUGCAAGCUUCAAGAGCAGCAGCUCUUGAGUCAAGCAUUGUAUCAAGUGAUCCCACUCUUCCAGGCUCAUCGAAAGAGGUCAUUUUGGCGGCAGAGAAGCCUCCCAAACAAUGGAAAUCGAUGGAUGUCACCACAGCUGAGGUAGCCACUGUUGUUGUGCCAGAACUUGAGGAGCAUGUUGUAUCUGAAACCCCACCUACUAAUAUUGUAGCUGACAAUGAUUUGGGCGGCCCAAAGAUCCCUCAAGAAGAUGAUGCAUUUACUGCAGUCAACCCUGAUAAAGUAGUACAAGAUGGAAGCCCAGCAAACCCUACAAACGUCUGCCCCCCUUUGUAGGUUUUCCUUCUACAUGUCAAUGUAAGAAGAAAAGAAUGAAAACAGCUCAAUGGAAGCUGUUCAUCAUUAUUAUCGAACUUCUGAAUUAAGCUUUCUUUAUACAGUGAGUUCUGUGGUUGUUCUUGCAUUUAAUCAUGUUUGUCCAGACUAUAGUAUUAGUGUAGUUUUGAUAGGGAGAAAGAAAAGACUCUUGAGGGUUGGCAAGCUUUGUUACAGAUACUGUGUUAUUUUCAACAGAAAGGUAUUAUAGAUAUUUUACAGCAAUGUAACUGCUUUUUGUUGUUC